AUGUCGCACCCAGUCGACGCUCAACCGCAGCCGGAUCCUGACAUGCACCCAUACACCCGUCUAUCCGACACCACUGCCAAUGCGCAGAAGACAUCAAACACUCGCAGGGAUUCAGCGAGGGGGAGCCAGAGCGCUGUGCCAUCUGGGGCAGCUCAACGACCCUCCGAACCAUCAGUGGCCGAAGAGGACGCCUCGUUUGUUCCCGUACAGACCGUCCAACCCGCCUCUGGGCAGGUUGCGCCUCACUUCCGGCCGCCGCAGUGGUCACAUGGGACGCAUGAACCUCUUGCCACUUCUCAAGUUGUUCAACAGUCGCUUUCCAAACAACGGAACAAUAUUCCCGACGCCCUCGCAGCUGCUCUUCAGCUCCCGAUUAGGUCCAUUCCUGAGGCCGCCCAGCCAGUGUCUACAGAACCAAGCUCAGUCUCCGCUCUUCAGAACACACAAGACCGCAGGGAGCGUGAGGUUCAACCAUUGCUACCGGACGCUGAGCCUGAAGCUCGAGCCACACCGUCUGGACCACUUGUUGCGAGCAUGCAGCCUCAACGGCUACCGCCUCUUUCGAUAAGAUUGUCCAAUCAGAUGAGUGGGAGGUUCCAACGCUCAGGCCCCUACAAGAUCCCCAGCAUGUCUGUUCGCUCUCGCGUGGAAUGGACUUGUCUACACGAAGAGCAAUGGCUCUCCCGCGAACCCGUAUUCCAGCACCUGGUGGUUCCCAUGGCCUUCAUGAACGAUGUCAUCACCUUUGUCAGGGACCUUGGCGGCGAUUUUCGAAGGAGAGCUGCUCUGUUAGAAGUGAUCUGUCACAUGGAAUAG
This is a messenger RNA of Ascochyta rabiei, 816 nucleotides long. RefSeq lists its product as uncharacterized. The transcript is spliced from 2 exons. The record is from RefSeq and is a predicted model, not a curated record. Bases 1 to 816 code for a protein of 271 amino acids. Lineage: Eukaryota; Fungi; Ascomycota; Dothideomycetes; Pleosporales; Didymellaceae.